Molecule: messenger RNA, 915 nt
Organism: Dendrobium catenatum
Lineage: Eukaryota; Viridiplantae; Streptophyta; Magnoliopsida; Asparagales; Orchidaceae
Product: NAC domain-containing protein 18
Exons: 3
Coding region: 1-744 (247 amino acids)
Biological process (GO): regulation of DNA-templated transcription
Molecular function (GO): DNA binding
Source: RefSeq, a predicted model, not a curated record
AUGGAAUGCUGUGCGUUGCAGGGCUCCAGAUUCCCUCCUGGGUUUCGCUUCCAUCCCACAGAUCAAGAACUUAUAAUCCAUUACUUGAGGAAGAAAAUCACGGCUUCUUUUCCUCCGCUGCCUGCCAUUAUUGGUGACAUCGAUCUUUACAAGUUCAAUCCAUGGGAGCUUCCUGAGAAAGCUUUAUUUGGUCAAGAAGAAUGGUUCUUCUUCAGCCCUCGUGAUCGCAAGUAUCCUAAUGGCUUCAGACCAAAUCGUGCGGCGGCGUCUGGCUUUUGGAAGGCUAUUGGCACCGACAAACCGAUCCUUUCUUCUGGUGGAAGCGAAUGCCUCGGCGUCAAGAAGGCCCUUGUGUUCUACAAGGGAAGGCCUCCCAAGGGAGUCAAAACUGAUUGGGUCAUGCAUGAGUACCGCCUAUUAGACAACAAUCCUUCUCAUCAUCUUUUGCACAAGGAGAAGGGCUCUAUGCGGUUGGACGAUUGGGUUCUAUGUCGAGUACAUCAGAAGGGAAGUUUUAUAGGGGAAAACAUUGAGAACCUGGAGAUCAGAAGUUCUAAACCUGCGAUCAUAAACAGUAAUGAAAGCCAAGGCAGGCAGGCGGUGACGAAUGAGUAUGAGAUUAGCAACUAUAUUGAUUGGAAUAACCCACAACUUUUGUCUUAUUGUUUGGAGUCUUCAUUUGGAGGAAAGAACAACGAGGAGAUUUUGAUUUCAGAUUCUGUUGUUGGAUGGUCACAAAUAUGAAAAAGGUGACGAUGUGCCAUAAUUGAUUUUGCAUGUUUAAGUUUAAAUAGUAUAAGAAGUUUGGUUUGUAAUUAAAAAUGCAUCUAUGUUUGAAUUUUAUAAUUGUGUACUUUAUCUUAAUCUAAAUGGUUGAUUAUUCUAAAUUGUUGAACACCUAUUGUAUGAAAUAAU